Messenger RNA from Myxocyprinus asiaticus (Chinese sucker), 1794 nucleotides. Its product is annotated as derlin-2-like. Bases 224 to 991 code for a protein of 255 amino acids. Gene Ontology annotation, molecular function: ubiquitin-specific protease binding; misfolded protein binding. Gene Ontology annotation, biological process: endoplasmic reticulum unfolded protein response. Lineage: Eukaryota; Metazoa; Chordata; Actinopteri; Cypriniformes; Catostomidae. The transcript has 7 exons. The record is from RefSeq and is a predicted model, not a curated record. Gene Ontology annotation, cellular component: endoplasmic reticulum membrane; Hrd1p ubiquitin ligase ERAD-L complex.
UGAAGCAACUGAUGAAGCUUGAAAGCCUAUAUUCUUAUGUUCAAACGCAAGUAUGAACAAUCAAUUAUAAUCGAGGCCGAAGCGUGGACAUGGAUCUCAUGAGACAUAAAAGCCACCCCCAUUUAACCGACUGAUCGUCGGUCAGCGUCAGUGUUUUUUUAAAAGUCAUGUGGGUUAACUGACCAUACGGAUACACUCGUAGGUGAAAGUUUAUACAGACAUCAUGGCACACAGCGUCACCCAGGAGUACAUGCAGAUUCCAGCCGUCACUCGAGCAUACACGACUGCAUGCGUCCUGACAACUGCUGCUGUGCAGCUGGAGUUCAUCACACCUUUUCAACUCUAUUUUAACCCUGGCCUGAUAUUAAAGAGAUAUCAGGUAUGGCGACUGAUCACAAAUUUCUUGUUUUUUGGACCUCUUGGAUUCAGCUUCUUGUUCAACAUGAUUUUUCUAUAUCGUUACUGCCGAAUGCUGGAGGAAGGCUCCUUCCGUGGCCGAACGGCAGACUUUGUCUACAUGUUCCUGUUUGGUGGUGCACUUAUGACUCUCUUUGGUCUAUUUGCCAACCUGUUCUUUUUAGGACAGGCCUUCACUAUCAUGCUGGUGUAUGUGUGGAGUAGAAGAAACCCUUACAUUCACAUGAACUUCUUUGGUCUGCUCAACUUCCAGGCCCCGUUCCUUCCCUGGGUGCUCAUGGGAUUCUCGCUGUUACUCGGCAAUUCCAUUGUUAUUGAUCUCCUGGGUAUUGGUGUAGGACAUAUCUACUACUUCCUGGAGGAUGUAUUUCCUAACCAGCCAGGAGGAAGAAAGCUUCUUGCCACUCCUGGAAUUUUUCGAGCUCUAUUUGACGCACCUCAAGAAGAUCCAAAUUAUGCCCCCCUUUCAGAAGAUCAGAAUGGGUUGUCCUGGAAUGGGCGAGAAGGAGAGGGAGAAGAUACCGUUCAUGGUCAAGAUGAAGGUCAAGGUCCAAAUGAGGAAGAUCAUCAAUGAGAAGAAAUCUAGAAGGAUUCAGUACCAAUUUUUUCUAUGGACAGCAAUAAAUCUUGCCUUGCUUUUAAUAUCCUCCUUAUUUUAGUUGGGGGAGUUUAUGUCUGAAUGUUCUUUAUAGGGAUAGCUCACCCAUUUACUUACCCUCAUGCCAUCCCAAAUGUGUAUGACUUUCUUUCUUCUUCUAUUUCAGCUCUGUUGGUCCUCACAAUGCAAGUAAAUGGUGACCAGGACUUUGAAGGUCCAGAAAGCACAUAAAGGCAGCAUUAUAAUCCGUGUCUUCAGAUAAAAUAUGAUGUGUGGGUGAGAAACAGAUCAAUAUUUAAAUUAUUUUUUACUAUAAACCUCCACUUUCACUUUUACGUUCGUCAUGUUUUUGGCGAUUCACAUUCUUUGUGCAUAUCGCCACCAACUGGGCAGGGAGGAGAACUAUAGUAAAAAAGGACUUAAAUAUUGAUCUGUUUCUCACCCACACCUAUCAUAUCACUUCUGAAGACAUGGAUUUAACCACUAGAGUCGUAUGGAUUCUUUUAUUCUGAGUUUAUGUGCUUUUGGAGCUUCAAAGUUCUGGUCACCGUUCACGUGCAAUGUGAGAACCUACAGAGCUGAAAUAUUCUUCUAAAUAUCUUCGUUUGUGUUCUGCAGAAGAAAGAAAGUCAUUUGCAUCUGGGAUGGAAUGAGGGUGAGUAAAUGAUGAGAGAAUUUUCAUUUUUGGGUGAACUAUUCCUUUAAAACACUCCUUAUUAAAGGGAAGGCGCUUUAGUCUAUGGCCAUCAGUUGCACUGUGCAUCCUGGAAGGACAGCCA